Molecule: messenger RNA, 3831 nt
Organism: Callithrix jacchus (white-tufted-ear marmoset)
Lineage: Eukaryota; Metazoa; Chordata; Mammalia; Primates; Cebidae
Source: RefSeq, a predicted model, not a curated record
AGGGGAGAAGCGGGGAAGGGAGGCAGCGGCGGAGCCCAGGCGACGGUCGGUAGCGGUGUGGCGAGGGCGCCCGCUCCCCCCGGCCGCUGCGCUGCGCUGCGGCGCGCACGGGCACCGCCGGCUGCUAUUCCGGCUGGUGGCGGCAGCCGCAGGAAGGGCCGGCUCCUGCGCUCCCCCGCCCCUUUCCCUCGCCUUCGGCUGACGCUGACGUCGGAUGAGGGAUCCGGAGGGACGCUCCGACCGCGGCCGGGAGGCUCCCGGGGGCUGGGGCUCCGAGGUUCUGGGGUACACGUGCAGAACUUACAGCAGUAGAAAAAGAAGAAGAAAACAUGUCAGGACACAAAUGACAAAGUAUCGCUGUGUCACCCAGGCUGGAGUGCAAUGGUGUGAUCUCGACUCACUGCAACCUCCUCCUCUCAGGUUCAAGCAAGUCUCCUGCCUCAGUCUCCCAAGUAGCUGGUAUUACAGUUAUCCCUGGGACUUACAGGAUCGAUAUCCUCAAGAUAAAUCAGUUGUAAAUAAGAUGCAACAGAAGUAUUGGGAAACAAAGCAGGCCUUUAUUAAAGCCACAGGGAAGAAGGAAGAUGAACAUGUUGUUGCCUCUGAUGCAGACUUGGAUGCCAAGCUAGAGCUGUUUCACUCGAUUCAGAGAACCUGUCUGGACUUAUCAAAAGCAAUUGUACUCUAUCAAAAGAGGAUAUGUUUCUUGUCUCAAGAAGAAAACGAACUGGGAAAAUUUCUCCGAUCCCAAGGCUUCCAAGAUAAAACCAGAGCAGGAAAGAUGAUGCAAGCGACAGGAAAGGCCCUCUGCUUUUCUUCCCAGCAAAGGUUGGCCUUGCGAAAUCCUUUGUGUCGAUUUCACCAAGAAGUGGAGACUUUUCGGCAUCGGGCCAUCUCAGAUACUUGGCUGACAGUGAACCGCAUGGAACAGUGCAGGACGGAAUAUAGAGGAGCGCUAUUAUGGAUGAAGGACGUGUCUCAGGAGCUUGAUCCAGACCUCUACAAGCAAAUGGAGAAGUUCAGAAAGAGGCCUGACGACAGAGCUCUCAACAUCAACGUGAAGAGCAUUUAUUAAGUGUCUGUGGCAGGGGGUAGAAAUUCAAAGAGGUGGGAAAGAGAGUCCAGCCUUCAAGAAGGAUCCUGCCAGGCAUCUGCUCCGUAUCAACAUGACCAUGAGGGACGAGAUACCUGGAGAGUAUGGCCGCACAUAGCUGUUCUCAAGACCAAAUACAUAAAAGGAAAAGGUGGACGGGUUUAAAGGGGCAGGGCUGGGCUGUGAACAGUUGGAAGUUCCUCCUGACAAUGUGAUUCACCCUGAGACCAUGAGGUAUUUUAUGAGCAAAGUUACAACGUGUGAUAUAUGUGCCCUUUGAAGGCAGAGUAAAAGGGUAUGAUUUAAAAAUAGAAGUCAGCUUCUUGUAGCGGAUUACAUCAGCUGAAGUUGUGAGCUUGCAGCAGAGCUUUUGCAGCCUGAAUGCCCUUGAGAGAGUCCUCCUGUGGUCAAUUAAGUGUCUUGUUUUUCUUGAAAGUCAGAAAUGGGAUGGAGGGUAAUUAUUCUAAAUGGAAUAAAAGCUGUGUUAGGUGUAAGAAAAUAGUCCCGAAUCCUCUCAAGAGAUAGUAUGGAAAUGUAUACGUGGGCAUUUACAGGAGUCUGAGUCCUCAUAGACAAGGACAAGCGAACCAGUGUUUUAAUGAGGGCCAUUCAUUAAACAGCUAAUGAAAUCCUACAGCAUUUGUCUACUGUUUCAUCACCAUAAUUUAAAAGGAUAGCUAAAAGGUAUUGUAGGAAAUGAGUGAUACAAACUGGUAUUUGCAGGUGUAUAUUUAAAAUAGUGUUAGGUUUUGGAGACCUGUUUAUGACUAAUCAUAUUAUCAAAGGAUGUGUUAUGAUGAGAAGGCUUAUUAACAAACGUUGGUGGCUUACUAGGUGGGACCUUAUUAGGGCUAUCAGUCAGUGGUGUUCCGGUGUCCUGAUUGUGCAAGUUUGGGUCUAUAGCACUUGGUCAAGGACUGGUAAACAGCAGUAUUGAUACAGGGGGUGGGUUUCCUGUGAACAAAGACUUGGGUUAAUUAAUUUGACAGUAUCAUUAAUUGCUGCUGAAAUCAUUGGUCUUUGUCAGAGGUCAGGCUCUUUUAGCAAUUGAGGGCAAAUCCCGUGAGAGUUGGAGACACAAUGUAAUGCAAGAGUGUCACUGCUCAGCCAUCUCAGGCUGUGGGAUGAAAGCCUUUCCUUUCUGCCUGGGUCACUCAGCUCUCUGGAUUAAACCAGUUUCUGCUUUACUUCCCUGUCUAGGGUGAGGCUAGGAUACCUCCCCGCUCCCUAGUGAGUUGUGUUGAGUGAGUGGAGAACAUUUUCAGUUUGGAUCCAUGCAGUGAACCAGUGUCAAAUGUUUACGCGCUAAUAACUCCCAGGGCUUUGCUGAAUUUAUAUAUAAAGGAGGUAGAGUAGGAGGCUUACUCCAUUAUCUCCUCUUCCUCUUCUAGUUCUAGAAUUCUACACACUGGAUUGACUUUUAUGAGGACAAUUACUUUUGUAAAACUAAUGCUCUCUUAAAUAUGUUUCAGAACUCACCAUGUUCAUUUGUAGGUUUUGGUGUCUGCCUGUUGUUUGUUUGGGUUUAGUUGUUUAACUGGGGUGCCUGUUUUCUGUGGAUUCAAGGAGAUUGACUGUAGCUGCCAAACCACACCUGUGGGUUGCUGCUUUUUUAGAGUAUGUGAAUGCCUCAGGAAACGCCUGCCAUUCUCACAUGGCACAACUUGGAAAGGAACGAACAAUUACACCCAUGCUUCCAAUUCUGAAUUGGAUGAGAUGAGGCUUUCAGGGUUUUGUGUUUAUUGAUUUUCCCCAUGGAACUUGAUAAAUAGAAAAAAAUUAGUUUAAAGGUGAAGCCAAGACCAUUUAAAAUAACAUGCAUGAAACAGAUAACUCGCAGAGCUGGUGGCUGGCUGCCUGCUGCUCCUGACUGGAAAUAGAGAGGAGGAAGAAGCGUGACCUCAGAGUCAGGAUGGCGCUCCACUCUGUCCCAGCCCUUGCCGACACCAGCUGUUCCGCUUGGAUAGGUCUAAUAGGUCGAUUGCAAUUUUCUCAUCUACUAAAGGUGAUUGCUGAGCCCUCUUCCAGCUGUAACAUUUUAGUGAGUUGUUUGUUUGUUUGUUUGUUUGUUUGUUUGUUUGUUUGUUUGAGAUAGGGUCUCGCUCUGUCUCCCAGGCUGGAGUCCAGUGGUGCAAUCUCGGCUCACUGCAACCUGUUUCCCAGGUUCAAGCGAUUCUUGUGUCUCAGCUUCCUGAGUAGCUGGAAUUACAGGCAUGGACCACCACACUGGGCUAAUUUUUGUAUUUUUAGUACCGAUGGAGUUUCACCAUGUUGGCCAGGCUGGUCUCAAACUCCUGACCUCAAGUGAUCUGCCCACCUUGGCCUCCCAAAGUGCUGGGAUUAUAGGCAUGAGCCACCAUGCCUGGCCUUAGUUUUUUGUUUUUUCUUUUUCUCUAAAUCACUGCGCUCAUCUGUAGAGACAUGUAGAUACUAGAGUAGGGCUAACAUGUACUUUUUUCAAUGUAGUGUUUUCCUGGGACUUCAAGUAAGUUCUGGUCCUGCUGAGUCUGCUCAUUCUUGUUGCUGUUGCUCUAAUCUUAGCUUCUGGAAAAAUAAGAAUGUUUCAUGCAUAAUUCUUGGGUGAAUUUAUUGGACACUUUCAAAGAGGGGCCUUUGGUAUUUACAAAUGGGUAAUAUUUAUCUCCUAUUUAUGUAUGAAUACUUUUGCAAGGGUCAGCAACCUAUGGCCCAGAGGUCAGCCACCUGUUUUUGUAAAUAAAGGUUUUGUUGGAACAUGA